GACGCGCAGCCGACGGACACCGAGAAGGAGGUCUACAUUCUGGUGGAGUGUGUGCUCAUUGAGGCCAACGAUAUAUUGUGUGAAUUGCAGACAUACAAAGGCGCCGGUCCUGAGAUACGCGAGGCAAUCGGAAAUCCUCUGAAUGAAGAAUUCCAGCUGAAGGCCUGGGAUGCAGUGCUACCACUCGUUAAUAAACUCAAACACUUCUACGAGUUUUCCCUCCGAUUAGAGGAUUGCGUACCGAAGCUGCUGUCGGCGCUGUGCUCCGGGUCUAUGAGUCCGCGCGAGCACUUGGAGACACAGCAGGCGCUCGUCAAACAGUUCGCAGAGAUACUCGACUUUGUGCUCAAGUUUGACGACCUCAAGAUGACUAACCCCUCCAUUCAGAACGACUUUAGUUACUACAGGAGGACUGUUAGCCGACUCCGGAUCGCCAAUCAAGAGAAUCCCAUAUUCGCCGACAAUAACGUGAACAUCGGUAACGAAGUGGCGAACCGGAUGUCACUGUUUUACGCGCAGCCGACCCCUAUGCUGAAGGUGUUGUCCGACUCGACCUCCCAUUUCGUGCUCAACAACAAAGACCUGCCCAUCGAGAACACCACCGAAACGUUGGGAACGAUGGCUAAAGUGUGUCAACGAAUGAUUGAGAAUCAGUUGAGUAUUGUGUCCGAGUGUCAAGUUGAAUUUUACUCACGCUUUCAAAACGAGGACACAAUCCUAUUCGUCCUGCGAGUGAUGGUAGGGGUGAUCAUACUGUACGAUCACGUGCACCCCGUGGGGGCGUUUGUCAAGUCCUCCCAUAUAGACGUCAGGGGCUCCAUAAAGGUGCUAAGGGAACAGCCGCCUAACGUAGUGGAGGGCCUCCUGAACGCCCUCCGCUACACCACCAGACAUCUGAACGAUGUCACCACUCCUAAGAAUAUCAAGAGUUUGCUCACGUGA
Messenger RNA from Oppiella nova, 942 nucleotides. Lineage: Eukaryota; Metazoa; Arthropoda; Arachnida; Sarcoptiformes; Oppiidae. The record is from the annotation of a GenBank genome assembly.